AUGGCCAAGGACUUUGGCUGCACCGUGAUGGAGAUGCGGCGGCUAAUGGAGCUGCACGGCAGCGAGGCCGUGGCCCAUAUCAACGAGCGUUUUGGGGGUGUGCUGGGCCUCUGCGAGAAGCUGCGGACCUCGCACAUCGAAGGACUAACUGGGAACCCUGCAGAUCUGGAGAGACGUAAGCAGGUGUUUGGAGAAAACUUCAUCCCCCCUAAAAAGCCCAAGACCUUUUUGGAAUUAGUGUGGGAGGCUCUACAAGAUGUUACACUCAUAAUCUUGGAGGUGGCAGCAAUCGUCUCCCUGGGCCUAUCCUUCUACCGACCUCCUGGUGAUGAAAAUGAGGUGGAGUGUGGAGGAUCCACAAUUGGUGUCGCAGAGGAAGGGGAGGCAGAAACUGGCUGGAUCGAAGGGGUAGCUAUCCUAUUUUCGGUCAUCAUUGUGGUGUUUGUGACGGCCUUCAAUGACUGGAGCAAGGAAAAGCAGUUCCGGGGCCUACAGAGCCGGAUUGAGCUUGAACAGAAGUUCACUGUUAUCCGCAAGGGCCAGGUCAUCCAGUUGCCUGUGUUUGAGAUUGUGGUUGGAGAUAUCGCCCAGAUCAAAUAUGGUGACUUGUUGCCUGCAGACGGGGUCCUAAUCCAAGGGAAUGAUCUGAAAACUGAUGAGAGUGCCCUAACUGGAGAGUCUGACCAUGUCGAGAAGACCGUAGAGAAAGACCCCAUGCUACUUUCAGGGACCCAUGUGAUGGAAGGGUCUGGCCGGAUAGUAGUGACUGCAGUGGGUGUGAAUUCCCAAACUGGAAUAAUUUUCACCCUUUUGGGGGCAUCAGAGAGUGAUGAGGGGAAGAAGGAAAAAACCGGUAAAAAACAAGGAGCCCCUGAAAAUCGCAACAAAGCUAAGACCGAACAUGGUGUGCCUCCAGAGAUCCAGCCCCUGAAGAGCCAAGAAAGGAUAGAGGAAGAAGAGAAGAAGAAGAAGAAGAAGGUGACCAAGGAAAAGUCCGUGCUACAGGGCAAGCUGACACGCUUGGCUGUUCAGAUUGGGAAAGGUGGUCUUUUCAUGUCUGUACUCACAGUUCUUGUCUUGAUAUUGUCCUUUGUGAUCAACACAUUUGUGGUGCAAGGUCAGAAUUUGAACACGGAAUGCAUCCCCAUCUACAUCCAGUACUUUGUCAAGUUCUUCAUCAUUGGGAUCACAGUGCUUGUAGUGGCUGUACCAGAAGGGUUGCCUUUGGCUGUCACCAUCUCAUUGGCCUAUUCUGUCAAGAAAAUGAUGAAGGAUAAUAACCUUGUGCGUCACCUGGAUGCCUGUGAGACCAUGGGGAAUGCAACGGCCAUCUGCUCAGACAAGACAGGCACGCUGACUUUGAACCGCAUGACAGUAGUGCAGGUGUUCACAGGGGACACUCACUUCAAGAAGGUCCCCAGCCCAGAUGUCCUUGCACCCAAUACCCUGGACCUCAUUGUCAAUGGCAUCUCCAUCAAUAGUGCCUACACAUCCAAGAUCUUGCCUCCAGAGAAGGAGGGAGGGCUUCCUCGGCAGGUGGGCAACAAGACAGAGUGUGGCCUCCUGGGCUUUGUCAAAGACCUGAAACACGACUACCAGGCAAUAAGGAAUGAGGUGCCAGAGGAGACAUUCUACAAAGUCUACACCUUCAAUUCAUCACGCAAAUCAAUGAGCACAGUUAUCCAGAAGCCAGAUGGAACUUUUCGAAUGUACAGCAAGGGGGCCUCAGAGAUCCUCCUGAAAAAGUGCCUCUGGAUCCUUGACAGGAAUGGGAACCCACAGAUGUUCAGCCCUGCAGAACGUGAUAGUAUGGCACGCAAAGUGAUUGAGAAGAUGGCCUGUGAGGGGCUUCGGACCAUCUGUCUCGCUUACCGAGACUUUGAGGAGGAGCCUGCCUGGGAAGAUGAACAUAUGAUCCUCUCUAAGCUGACCUGCAUCGCUGUAGUUGGCAUUGAAGACCCUGUGCGCCCAGAGGUGCCUGCAGCCAUCCACAAGUGCAAAGUGGCUGGCAUCACUGUCCGAAUGGUGACAGGAGACAACAUCAACACAGCUCGAGCUAUUGCCACCAAGUGUGGCAUCCUGACUCCUGGUGAAGACUUCCUGUGCUUAGAGGGCAAAGAGUUCAACCAACGUAUCCGAAAUGAGAAGGGUGAGGUGGUGCAGGAGGAGCUAGACAAGAUAUGGCCCAAGCUUCGAGUGCUGGCCCGAUCAUCCCCUACGGACAAGCACACGCUGGUGAAAGGUAUCAUUGACAGCACUGUGGGGGAACACCGGCAGGUGGUGGCUGUUACUGGGGAUGGUACCAACGAUGGGCCAGCCUUGAAGAAAGCAGACGUCGGCUUUGCCAUGGGCAUUGCAGGUACAGAUGUGGCAAAGGAGGCAUCAGACAUCAUUCUAACAGAUGACAACUUUACCAGCAUUGUUAAGGCAGUGAUGUGGGGUCGAAACGUCUAUGACAGCAUUUCCAAGUUUCUGCAGUUCCAGCUCACUGUCAAUGUGGUGGCUGUGAUUGUGGCCUUCAUUGGGGCCUGUUUCACCCAGGAUUCCCCACUGAAAGCUGUGCAAAUGUUGUGGGUGAACCUGAUCAUGGAUACUUUUGCCUCCCUUGCCCUGGCUACCGAGCCACCCACAGAGGCAUUGCUCUUGAGACAACCCUAUGGCCGCGAUAAGCCACUGAUCUCCAAGACUAUGAUGAAAAAUAUCCUGGGACACGCAAUCUACCAGCUUUGCAUCGUCUUUACCCUUCUUUUUGUUGGUGAAAAGUUCUUUGACAUCGACAGUGGGAGAAAAGCCCCCUUAAACGCCCCACCCUCCCAACAUUAUACCAUUGUAUUCAAUACCUUCGUCCUAAUGCAGCUCUUCAAUGAAAUCAAUGCCCGAAAAAUCCAUGGUGAGAGGAAUGUCUUUGAAGGCAUGUACCGUAACCCCAUCUUCUGUAGUGUGGUGAUUGGCACAUUUAUCACCCAGAUCGUGAUAGUGGAAAUCGGGGGCCAAGCCUUUAGCUGCACAAACCUUUCCUUGAGCCAGUGGCUCUGGUGUCUUUUCCUUGGGAUUGGAGAGCUGCUGUGGGGCCAGAUAAUCAAUACAGUGCCUACUUCAAGACUGACUUUCUUGAGGGAAGCUGGGUAUGCCAUCACCAAAGAAGAAAUCUCCAAGAGAAGCCUGGCUGAGGGACUGGAAGAAAUUGACCAUGGAGAAAUGGAGCUGCGCCGUGGCCGGAUUCUCUGGUUCCGGGGCCUGAAUCGCAUCCAGACUCAGAUCAAGGUAGUUAAGAGAUUCCACAUGGCAAUCGACUCUUAUCGUGGACACAUGAGGAGACAGAGCACCAAGAGUUUGCAAGAUAUACAAUCUGUUUCUACCCCAAGUCUUGCAAAUCUUUCUCCCGAUAAUUCUGCUGCCAACAUUUCUGUUCCUGAAUCUUCUAUGGGCAACCUGACCGUAGAAGUGGCUUCAGCCAUGCCGGUGACUACUUCUGUGGUGAACAACAGGGAGGCAGCCCCAAGCAGCCUGUGCAGCUGGCCAGGAGAAUGGUGCCUCAGUCCCAGCCCACACCCAGACUCUGUGGCAGGUUUUGGAGAUUCUCUAGCCCUGCCCUACUCCCCACCACCACCCUCCAAGUUCUCCCAGUGUGCUCCACUUUCCUCCCAGAUGGCCAUGAAGAGCCCCACUUCUUCUUGGAUCAAAGUCGUGAAAGCAUUCUGUAGCUCUCUCCUUGAAGGCCUUGAGAAACCCAAAACCCGAAGCUCUAUCCAUAACUUCAUGACUCAUCCCCAAUUCACCCUGGAAGAAGAUGAGCCAAGAACGCCACUCCUAGAUGGCAGUGAGGAGGAUGAAGAUAGCAAAGAGUCCGGGACAAACAGAUUCCCCAAGGCCACUGGGAGCAAAGAACCCCAUCCUUUCUAUCCAGCAAUGAAAACUACAGUGCUUUGA
Molecule: messenger RNA, 3930 nt
Organism: Trichosurus vulpecula (common brushtail)
Lineage: Eukaryota; Metazoa; Chordata; Mammalia; Diprotodontia; Phalangeridae
Product: plasma membrane calcium-transporting ATPase 4-like
Exons: 23
Coding region: 1-3930 (1309 amino acids)
Biological process (GO): regulation of cytosolic calcium ion concentration; calcium ion transmembrane transport
Cellular component (GO): intracellular membrane-bounded organelle; membrane
Molecular function (GO): ATP hydrolysis activity; P-type calcium transporter activity; PDZ domain binding
Source: RefSeq, a predicted model, not a curated record